Molecule: messenger RNA, 4154 nt
Organism: Myripristis murdjan (pinecone soldierfish)
Lineage: Eukaryota; Metazoa; Chordata; Actinopteri; Holocentriformes; Holocentridae
Exons: 9
Molecular function (GO): protein binding
Source: RefSeq, a predicted model, not a curated record
CAGCAGAGCUCAGAGGUUCCCAGUGCUCAGUCUGCCCAGCAGCAUCAAACAGAUCUGGCCUCCAUAUUUAUGCUGCUGGAGGAGAACAUGGUCACCUUUGUGAAGAAGGAACUGAAAAACCUCCAGAGGUCUCUGAGGCCAGAUUACCCAGAAUGCUUAGAGAGGCAGAGGGAGGAUGAGGAGGUGUUGGAUGGUGAGGAGGAAGAGCAGAGGUGGAGCAGCAGAGAGGCUUUUCUGCAGAUCACACUGCACUUCCUGAGGAGAAUGAAGCAGGAGGAGCUGGCUGAGCGUGUGAAGAGAGGGGCAGAGCUGUCAACUGAUCACCAUCUGGUGGUGAGUUGGGUUCGAUGGCAGGGGAAGCCUUUGGAAAGACCUGGCAAGCCCAAGCGUAUAGUGAGAGUGAACUGGGAACGUGUGGAUGAGGCCUCGGUCAGAGAAACCUUCAUCUGCCACCUCCGGCAGGGCUUCUCCCAUAUCCCUGUGGAGGCUGGGGACAUUGAACCAGAGUGGGCAAUGUUCAAAGCUUCCAUUGCUGAAGCUGCAGUUGUGAGCUGUGGUCUGAAGGUCUUAGGUGCCUCAAGGGGCGGGGACUCCCGAGGCAGUUGCGAGGUACUGACAGGCCAGAAGGGCGGCAGCCUCAGCUGUGGGGGAGCAAAGAAGCGGGUAUGGGAGAGGUUCAACAUUGCGUGGAAGGUUGGGGCAGUGCCGAAGGAGUGGCAGACCGGGGUGGUGGUUCCCCUGUUUAAAAAGGGGGACCAGAGGGUGUGUGCCAAUUAUAGAGGCAUCUCACUCCUCAGCCUCCCUGGGAAAGUUUACUCUAAGGUGCUGGAGAGGAGGGUUCAACCAAUAGUCGAACCUCAGAUUGAAGAGGAACAAUGCGGUUUCCAUCCGGGUCAUGGAACAUCGGACCAGCUCUGGUAUCCUGGAAGGGGUCUGGGUGUAUGCCAGGGCUGUGCCUUGUCACCGAUCCCGUUCGUGAAUUUCAUGGAGAGGAUAUCGAGGCAUAGUCAUGGAGGAGAGGGGUUGCAGUUUGAUGGGCAGAGCAUUGCGUCGCUGCUUUUUGCAGAUGAUGUGGUCCUAAUGGCAUCAUCGGUCUGUGACCUUCAGCACUCACUGGACCAGUUUGUGGCUGAGUGUGAAGCGGCUGGGAUGAAGAUCAGCAUCUCUAUAUCUGAGAACAUGGUUCUUAGCAGGAAAACAGUGGAUUGCCUACUGCAGUUUGGGAAUGAGUUCUUACCCCAAGUGAAGGAGUUCAAGUAUCUCGGGGUCUUGUUCAUGAGUGAGAGAACAUCGGAGUGUGAGAUUUGCUGGAGAAUCAGAGCAGUAGGGGCAGUACUGCAUUCGCUGUGCUGCACUGUACUGCUGGAGUGUUUGGCCGCCAUCAAGGGCUGGAUGGUGAACAACCUCCUUCAGUUAAAUGCGGCCAAGACCAAGGUGCUAGUCAUUGCCUCUGACAGUGUCACAGCCAGGCGUGAACUCAGAUCUAACCUGAAGAAGAAGUUUGACUGUGUGUUUGAGGGGAUUGCUAAAGCAGGAAACCCAACACCUCUGAAUCAGAUCUACACAGAGCUGUACAUCACAGAGGGAGAGAGUGGAGAGCUCAAUGAGGAACAUGAGGUCAGACAGAUUGAAACAGCAUCCAGGAAACCAGCCAGACCAGAAACACCAAUCAAAUGUGAAGACAUCUUUAAACCUUUACCUGGAAGAGAUCAACCAAUCAGGACAGUGAUGACAAAGGGAGUGGCAGGCAUUGGGAAAACAGUCUUAACACAGAAGUUCACUCUGGACUGGGCUGAACACAAAGCCAACCAGCAUGUCCACUUCACAUUUCCAUUCACUUUCAGAGAGCUGAAUCUGCUGGGAAGGAAAAAGUUGAGCUUUGUGGAACUUCUUCACCACUUCUUCACUGAGACCAAAGAAGCAGGAAUCAGCAGGUUUGAGCAGUUCCAGGUUGUGUUGAUCUUUGACGGUCUGGAUGAGUGUCGACUUCCUCUGGACUUCAAGAACAACCAGAUCCUGACUGAUGUUACAGAGUCCACCUCAGUGGACGUUCUGCUGACAAACCUCAUCAAGGGGAACCUGCUUCCCUCUGCUCGCCUCUGGAUAACCGCACGACCCGCAGCAGCCAAUCAGAUCCCUCCUGAGUGGGUUGGCAUGGUGACAGAGGUGAGAGGCUUCACUGACCCACAGAAGGAGGAAUACUUCAGGAAGAGAUUCAGAGAUGAGGAGCAGGCCAGCAGAAUCAUCUCCCACAUCAAGACGUCACGAAGCCUCCACAUCAUGUGCCACAUCCCAGUCUUCUGCUGGAUCACUGCUACAGUUCUGGAGGACGUGUUGAAAACCAGACAGAGACGAGACCUGCCCAAGACCCUGACUGAGAUGUACAUCCACUUCCUGGUGGUACAGUCCAAAGUGCAGAACGUUAAGUAUCAUGGGAGAGCUGAGACAGAUCCAGUCUGGACUCCAGAGACCAGGGAGAUGAUCCUGUCUCUGGGAAAACUGGCUUUUGAGGAGCUGGAGAAAGGCAACCUGAUCUUCUAUGAAGCAGACCUGGCAGAGUGUGGCAUUGAUAUCAGAGCAGCCUCAGUGUACUCAGGAGUGUUCACACAGAUCUUUAAAGAGGAGCGUGGGCUGUACCAGGACAAGGUUUUCUGCUUCGUCCAUCUGAGCGUUCAGGAGUUUCUGGCUGCUGUUCAUGUCUUUGUGACAUUCAUCAACUCUGGAGUCAGUCUGCUGUCAGAAGGACAAUCAACCUCCCAACUAAAACACCUCUACCAGAGUGCUGUGGACAAGGCCUUACAGAGUCCAAAUGGACACCUGGACCUGUUCCUGCGCUUCCUCUUGGGUCUUUCACUGCAGACCAAUCAGACUCUCCUACGAGGCCUGCUGACUCAGACAGGAAGUAGCUCACAGACCAAUCAGGAAACAGUCCAGUUCAUCAAGGAGAAGAUCAGGGACAGUCCCUCUCCAGAGAGAAGCAUCAACCUGUUCCACUGUCUGAAUGAGCUGAAUGACCAUUCUCUAGUGGAGGAGAUCCAACAGUACCUGAGUUCAGGACGUCUCUCCACAGUCAAACUGUCCCCUGCUCAGUGGUCAGCUCUGGUCUUUAUCUUACUGUCAUCAGAAGAAGAUCUGGAGGUGUUUGACCUGAAGAAAUACUCUGCUUCAGAGGAGGCUCUUCUGGGGCUGCUGCCACUGGUCAAAGCCUCCAAGAAAUCUGUGCUGAGUGGCUGUAAUCUGUCAGAGAGAAGCUGUGCAGCUCUGGCCUCAGUUCUCAGCUCCCAGUCCUCUAGUCUGAGAGAGCUGGACCUGAGUAACAACCAGCUGCAGGAUUCAGGAGUGAAGCUGCUCUCUGCUGGACUGGAGAGUCCACACUGCAGACUGGAGACUCUCAGGCUGUCAGGCUGUCUGCUCACACAGAGAGGCUGUGCUUCUCUGGCCCCAGCUCUGAGCUCCAACCCCUCCCAUCUGAGAGAGCUGGACCUGAGCUACAAUCAUCCAGGAGACUCAGAAGUGAAGCUGCUCUCUGCUGGACUGGAGGAUCCAACCUGGAGACUGGAGGCUCUCAGGGUGGACCAUGGUGGAGAGCAGUGGUUGAAACCAGGUCUGAGGAAGUAUUCCUGUGAACUCAAACUGGACACAAACACAGCUCACAGAAACCUCGUCCUGUCUGAGGACAACAGGAAGGCAACACUGGUGAGAGAGGAGCAGCCAUAUCCUGAUCACCCAGAGAGGUUUGACUCCUUGUGGCAGAUCCUGUGUAGAGAUGGUCUGACUGGUCGCUGCUACUGGGAGGUCGAGUGGAAAGGCAGAGUUUAUAUAUCAGUGACUUACAGAGGAAUCAGCAGGAAAGGAAACAGUGAUGACUGUGCACUUGGCAGGAAUGACAAGUCCUGGAGUCUGGCCUGCCACGAUGGUGGUUUCACUGCCAGACACAAUAACGGAGGAACAGCCAUCCCUGCCCCCUCCCCUUCUAACAGAGUGGCAGUGUAUCUGGACUGGCCUGCUGGCUCUCUGUCCUUCUACAGCGUCUCCUCUGACACACUGAUCCACCUCCACACCUUCAACAGCACCUUCACUGAGCCUCUGUACCUGGGGUUUGGGUAUUGGGUAGAUGACUCCUCAGUGUCUCUGUGUGAAUUUGAGGAGUGAGA